Molecule: messenger RNA, 6064 nt
Organism: Spirodela intermedia
Lineage: Eukaryota; Viridiplantae; Streptophyta; Magnoliopsida; Alismatales; Araceae
Source: the annotation of a GenBank genome assembly
AUGGCGGGCGAUGGUCCGUCGUCGUCUGUAUGGGCGGCGGUGAAGGCGGCCCUGGCGGAUGGUAUUCUGACCUUCGCCUGGGUCUUCUGCGCCUCCACGCUCCGCGCCUCCACGCACGCCAUUGGCACCUACCUCGGCCUCCUCGCCGUUCCCUUCGCCCCCAUCCUCCUCACCACCACCCUUGUCGCCUUCCUCGUCUUCGUCUUUACCCUCAUCGGCAGCGCUCUAGGCGGCGCUGUUUUCAACCCCACCGCUCUCGCGUCCUUCUACGCUGCCGGCCUCGGCGACAACAGCCUCUUCUCCAUGUCUCUCCGGUUCCCCGCUCAGGUGCGGUCUACUCUCUCCUCCCCCCUCCCUCUCAAGCCCGGCGCUCCGUGCCCAUCCGCUGUCGAUCCUGUUUAGCCUAUACCUCCCCUUAUUCUGCCGCGGAUGUUCAUGUCCUUCAUCCCUCGCUGUUUUACGGAGAAUUGUACACUGUUAAUUUAUCAACCCGUACUGGUUGCUGUCAUUGUGCAAGCCAGGGUUGAUUGAUUAAUCGGUGCAGCUCUCAGAGGCUCCAACCUUUCCCAUUCGUCUCCAAUCUUCGACCUGAUUCCGCUUUUUCUCUAUCAAAGAAUAGUCGAUCCUCUGAGUAGUCUUCUCGACUGAUCACGUGCCGCUGUCUGAUAGACUUCUCCCAUGUUUGUACGUCCUUGCAGGCCCUGGGAGCAGUCGGUGGAGUUCUGGCCAUCAUGGAGUACAUGCCCCCGCAGUAUAAACACAUGCUCGGCGGCCCCACAGUGAGGGUAGACAUGCACACAGGGGCUGUUGCGGAAGGCAUCCUCACAUUCAUCAUCAGUUUUGCAGUCCUUUGCAUUGUGGUCAAGGGCCCCCGCAAUCGAAUUUUCAAGACAUGGAUGCUUGCCAUCGCAACAGUUGCACUGGUGAUCGCUGGUGGAAGCUACACGGGUCCAGCCAUGAAUCCUGCUAAUGUGAGUAUGCUGUAAACACUCGUACCGCGUACAGUCCCAAUACAAAUUUUAGUUUGUCCCACAAAGAUUUACUCUUACGAAAUUUAUUCGAUCUUAUCGCAAAUAUUUUUAGACUAGUUUCAUCGAAUGACGAGGGAAUAUGUUAUCUUCCAUUUAAUCAACUAUAAAUAAUGCAUCUCUGAGAGGCCAAAGUUGGCGUGAGAUUGAACGAUGCUUUUUUGGGAUGCAGUGUUUGAAUGUAUAAUAAUAGUGGAUGAAUCUGAUUCUAUUUUCACCUCUGUAUGAAUCUGCACCAUGAGAAAUGAACGUGGAUGUAAAGGGUAUCUGCCAUACUGUCAGUUUGUUGCACAAAAUAACUCCAUACUGCUUCAUAGAAGGUCGUUGUUCCUGUUCUCUUAGUUUUUCCCGGAACUGGCUGGUUUGGUGGAGAAUCUUAGCUGUUCUUGAGCUAGGCUGGCUCAGUUCUGGUGUACAGUCGGCAAAACUUCAUGCCGCACGCUUUAAAUUCUGGAAAGUUUUUUAAAGACUACCGGUGCUCUUUCUAUACUUUUUUCAUCUAUGAAACUAAUGAAUUAAAAGAAUAGGGAGAUAGUUCUUCCGUUAUUCUUUUGCGAUGUCCUCAGUGUUGCCUCUAUCAGACACUUGAUGCUCCUGUAAGCAGCAUAUAUCUCCUGCUAUUCUGAUUUACUCCCUGUUAUUCCUGUCCCCAUUGAUACGUAAGGGAUACACUGGAUGAUUGUUGAAGAGUAUGCUUGGUGUAGUUUGAUGGUGUGGAAGCAACAUAAUGAAUCCAUGGAGCUUAGUAUUCUAUAGCAAGGUGCUGCAUCACCAAAUGUAACUUUUGAAUCUUCUGUCUGAGAUGCUUAAUUUUCUUCCUGUCAUAGGUGAUACCGAUUCCGGUUGACCACCGUUCAGUGUACGACGCUCCUUGCUCCACGACCAGUUCGUUUAUGUGCACCAAUAUAGGAGAGAGAUGGAGAGGGAGGAAGGGAGAGAGAGAGAGAGAGAGAGAGAGAGAGUCAUAUGAAGCAUGGGAUAUGGGUUAGACUUAUAUGAAGUACUAUCUUCUUUAAUCUUUAAAUCACAUUUUUUCUCGUAAAAAAGCUGUCAGUUGGCAUAGAUCAACUCCUUUUAACUUUCCCUGAGAACAUCUGAGCUCUCUCUUCUUCAGGGGGUCAUAGUUAUUCGGGGUUGACAGUGCAAGGUGGGUGUCUUGUCCAUUCUACCUGUCAUGUGAGUAACCCAUCAAGUAUAUGGUUAAGUUUUCUCUGACUUGGUUUAAGAACGUCAAGCGCAUUGUCUAAUCCUCCUAUGUGCCAAUCGAGUUGGGGGGCUGAUCUUUACCUGUCAGAUAGCAUUGUCCCUGAACUUGGAACCUGUUAUAUAGUAGCGAGUCUACUGCCAACCAAAUAGGACCUGCAUCUUGGACAUCACCAAGUUGGCUGAGAGCAUUUUAGAAUCUGCCCAGACUAUCUAAACUGUUUUGCACGUUUGCAAUGGCAGGACGUAUAUCUUAUUGUCUGUGAGCUGCACAUUUCUGAUUUAUUUUUCUUUCUCCCUGAUUCUGCUCUUGUUUUCUGGGCUUAUUUUUCUUUUAUGAUAUAUGUGAUCAAAUGAAGUCAAAGAUUUUGCACAUCUACCACAAUCUCUGAAAUCAUAAUAUGUUAGAUGAAAUUGUGAUCUCUAUAUAAGUUACAUGUUUGAUGAUCAGAAUUUGCUUGCUUGGUUACACCAGUUGAAAUUUAUUUUCUGUUUUUAUGAUGGUUCACAUUAUUUCCAUUUUUUUAAUACUUUUCGUCCACAUGACUGAAUUCGAUUCUGACCUGUGUUAUGCCGAAAUUGGUGAUUUGGAUUGUUAGGUAUAUCCAGAGUUUCGGAUCAAAAGGGCAAAUCUAUCCAGGACUAUUUAGUCAUUGACUCUAUAGUUGUCAUAGAGGAGGAUUCAUCUAGUCUUUGUCAUUUAAUGUAGUUAUAAAAGCAGAUGUGUGCACAUACAAACACACGUGACUCCUAUUGUCUUGUACAACAAUUCCAGCUGAAUGGGUCGUGGUUACAUACCUGUUCUUCUCAUUGUAUACCUCUAUUUUGUUCAUUCACCGCGAAAUAAUGAUAAAGUGGGUUUCAGUGUCUUUACAUGUCUAAAUCGUCUCAAAUGAGUGUAGGCUAUGUUCCUUGUUUCUAUUCACCAUGACAUUUCUCUGAUAGAAUAUUUUGUUGGAUGGGUUAUCUUUACACUGACUUCUCUGUUCUCAUGCCAAGCCUUGUUAUUUGUUUGGAUUUUUCUUGUAGCUCAUUAUUCGUAAUCAUUAUCUGUAAUAUCUUAACCUGUCAUCUAGAGCUUUCCUUUGAUUUAGUGUGAAUUUGAUUGCGACAGGGUAGGUUUGUCCACUUUGCAUUUAACCAGAGUCUCUGUAAUGCUAUAAACCGUGUUCCUCAUAUUCCUGAAACUCAUACUUAAAUAAUAUUUCUUUUUAUUAUCUUAUUUUAUACGACGCUAAUUUCUAUUUCUUCUCAUCUUAAAAUUGUGUCUGCUGUAUAUUAUGUCUUAAAACACAUUCUAACAUAUAUUGUGUAGAGUCAGGGCUUAUGAGCCACAUGGUGCAUGCAAUUAUAAUGCAUUGAGUCCGCUCGUCUUGAUCAUGCAUGGGCGUCUGAAUGUAGUUAUUCUUGUUACGUCUGUGCCCUACUCGUGAAAUCUUGUGUUUACUAAGUACCUGUUGAGGGCAAGAGUUCAUCAAAUACUCGUGAGAACAACCUAUUAGAAUGAAGUUUCAGAACCUGCAAAAGUCAGACUCUUUCCUGGGUGUUCAUGACUUGAAGAGUGCCAUUCAUGGUAUAUGAAAGAUCUUUGAGAAGAUACUUAUUCCAGUAAACGUGCAUAACUAGAGAGCUACUUUGAUACCAGCUGAUGCCAACAAAUUCGAGUCCAUUCUAGUUUUUCUUAUCAGCUGGACGGAUCAAGAGCUCAUUAAUUGGUGAAGAUUGUAGUCUCCAAGCAGGAUAAACGGAUGUUUCUUAUUAGAUGAAGAUUGUGAUUUAAAAUGGUACUUCUGUCCUCAUUACAGGUUUAGCUAUUUUUGUAUCCUCCUUGCUCAACAUGAAAAGUGUUGAAUAAGUAUUAUGCAUUUUUCGUGUUUGAUGUUAAGAUUCUUGAUGUGCAGUAGGCCGUUUCCAUCUUUUAAACCUACCUUGGAUCUCUGGAUCUUGUGCAAUACGGAUUCCUUUUGACAUUUUGAUUGAGUUAAAUCUCAGAAGAAGUGGAGAAAUACUAAAAAAACCAAGACUUAAUACGUGGAAGAUGUACGAUUCUCAGUUCUGACAAUCAAAAUAUUCUACCUUACAGGAAAUUCUGUCAUGGAUCCCAGUAAAUUGCCUCUAUAUUAGGUUGGGAACGAGAUUUCUGCCAUCAAAAGGGGCACAGAAAAUUGGCUAGAUUAGAAUUCCAGGUGCUUUGCGGGAUGUAGGAAGUGGUGCUCAAUAAACAUUUUGGGUGCCUCUUGGCUGUUCUAAAUAUUUUAUUUUUCCUCCAUUGCUUCUUUUUCGGGGUAUUUUUUCUCAGGCUUUGUGCCCAUCUUUCCUCUGACGUUCUGAUUUCUAUCCCUUGUCUCUGUUUAAGGAAUAGGACUGGAUGGCAUUGGAUUUUAUCACAAAUAAUACAAUCAUGCUAUCACUCUUUCGUUCUUUUUAUCCCUCUUGCUGGGCACGUGCUAAAGACUUUUCUUUGAACCUCAUUCUUCCUCUUUCGAACGGACAUGUUUACUGGUUAUUUAAACUGACCGGACAUAGAUUACUACUGUAAGAUUCAUAAAGUGCAACUCUUGAAGUCAAUUUUAUUAGAAGGCCUCUCCUCUAGCUUGUGGUAAGCUUGCUUUUAGCUAUGCGAGUGAAAUUCGGUUGAUGAUCUGUUAGGAACCUGAAUCUUGACAGAUAAACGCAGUGGAAAUACUGAAGUUUGAGAUGAAAGUGGAAGAUCAAAUAGUAGAAAAGGUAGCUUGGGCUCCCGAGAACCCUAGAGUCAGUGGGGGAGGUUUGAGAGGCCUCCUGCUCUCCUCACUGCAGCUGCCCUAGAAAUAACUCCUCGGUCCUCACUUGAAGGGACUGUUUUGUCCCUUUGAGAGGGGUGCUGGGCCCCUUUUCUAUGCCUACAGUUAGGCCCACUAGGUGCCUAACAUGGUCCUACCCCGGCUAUGGAUAAUGUCUUUUUUAACGCACUGGCUCAUUGUGUUGGUAGAUGUGCAUUUGCCAAACUGUAUUUAACUGCUGAUUGGUGAGAGUAAUAUUUGUGCUUUUCUCGGCAAAUGUAUUGCAACAGUUGUAUAUAAGCGUGAUAAUGAGGAAGAUUAAUCCUGGAUAGUUGUGCUUUCAGUGGAGAUGCCUCCCUGCUUAAUGAUGCUGUUAUCAAGAGGGAAAAUAGUUUUCAUGUAUAAUGGUAUCAUGUAUCAACAUUUUUUAGGUAUGUUUUUGGACAAAGAGAGAGAGAGAGAGAGAGAGAGAGAGAGAGAGAGAGAGGGAAAUGGGCUGUAUCAUCUGUCAUGGCACAAUGGCCUAAUUUUUCGAAUUUGUCUUGCUGAGUUAUUCUAUCUGCCAUGGACUGUGUAUUGGCACUUGAAUGCUUAGUUUUUUUUAAGGUAUAUGCACCCGUAACCAUAACCAAAACCAAAGUAGGUGAGUCUAACACUUGUCAUCUGUUGUCAUUUGAUCCUAGUCUUACUAUUAUGGUGUUCCAUUAAGGAACACCGGUUGUGGUCUAUGAUGCGGGCCUGUUGUAUCUCUUUUGCUUCUAUGGAGGCUCUGAUGUCAUCAAUGGUCCAGUAGAAGACCCAUGAUUUCAAAUAUAAUUAAUGCCUAGAUGGAGCAAUGUAUACGCGCAUGAUCCCUCAUUUCUUCAUGAGGUGGGGUUAUGACUCUCAGCUGGUCACGCUUGUGGCUGGUUUUUGACAAGACAGGCAUUUGGCUGGGCUUACGUGGACAACCGUCACAACACAUGGGAGCAGUUCUAUGUUUACUGGAUUUGUCCAUUCAUUGGCGCAAUCCUGGCUGCCUGGAUCUUCCGAGCUUUCUUCCCUCCACCGGCGAAGGAGAAGAAAGCUUGA